CUUGAUCAAAUCGCCUCAGGCGCCCUGUUUUCACCCAGGGUAUAUUGACUUACACCGUCGUUUUCACCGUCGUCCAUUAUUGCAGUGCAGCAUUAUUUUGAGGGCGCGUGCAGCACUGAGAUCCAAGACAUAGCUACCCAAGACUUAUUUAGGAAAACAGAAACAUUAAUAUGUCAGCCACCCAGGGGAAGGUGAUCACGUGCAGGGCUGCCGUGGCCUGGGCUCCCAAGGAGCCGCUCAGUCUGGAGACGGUGGAGGUGGCGCCGCCAAAGGCCGGAGAAGUCCGCAUCAAGGUGCUGGCCACCGGCGUGUGCCACACGGACGCCUACACUCUGAAUGGCCACGAUCCGGAGGGCCUGUUCCCGUGCAUCCUGGGCCACGAGGGCGGCGGCCUGGUGGAGAGCGUCGGCGAGGGUGUCACCCACCUGUCCCCCGGUGACCACGUGGUACCGCUGUACAUUCCGCAAUGCUACGAUUGCAAGUUCUGCAAGUCGCCCAAGACGAACCUCUGCGGCAGGAUCCGCUCCACUCAGGGCGCCGGGGUGAUGCCGGACGGCACGUCGCGGUUCACGUGCAAGGGCAAGUCUGUGUUCCACUUCAUGGGCUGCUCCACAUUCUGCGAGUACACGGUGGUCUCCGAGUUUUCCAUCUGCAAGGUGGACCCGGAGGCGCCGCUGGACAAGGUGUGUCUGCUGGGCUGCGGCAUCUCGACCGGGUACGGCGCCGCGCUCAACACCGCGGACGUGCAGCCAGGCAGCUCGGUGGCCAUCUGGGGCCUGGGCGCCGUCGGACUGGCCGUGGCCAUGGGCUGUCGGGAGCGCGGCGCCGCCCGCGUCAUCGGCGUCGACAUCAACCCGGACAAGUUCGAGGCCGGUAAGCCGUUCGGUAUCACCGAGUUCGUGAACCCCAAGGAGCAGGAGCGACCGAUCCAGCAGGUGCUGACCGAGCUCACUGACGGCGGACUCGACUACACGUUCGAGUGCAUCGGCAACGUCCACACCAUGCGGGCGGCGCUGGAGUCGUGCCACAAGGGCUGGGGCGUGUCGACCAUCCUGGGUGUGGCGGCCGCCGGCCAGGAGAUCUCCACGCGGCCGUUCCAGCUGGUGACCGGCCGCGUCUGGAAGGGCUGCGCGUUCGGCGGAUGGAAGUCGCGCGACGCCGUGCCGCAGCUCGUCCAGAAGUACAUGCAUAAGAAGCUGAUGGUGGACGAGUUCGUCACGUUCAACUUCCCGCUGGACCAGAUCAACGAGGCCUUCAAGGUGAUGCACGAGGGCAAGGCUCUGCGCUCGGUGGUCAACCUGUGAGCGGCGGCCGACGGGGGAUGGCGGAGGCCGGGACGGACCACUGCCGGACCGGGACCGGACCGGACCGGACCGGACCGGACCGGGCGGCGGGCGUCUGGCGGCGCGGUGAUUGGGGAGCCUUAUGGGUGGUGAUUGUAAUCGAGGGCAGUGCCAGUGAUUCUAACUCAGUCGAAACAUGGCCGUUUGCUGGCGCUGCCGGUGCGCGCCGAAAUGCAAUCGAUCACAUCUGGUGGCCCGUAUGGAGGAAUGUACCGUCGUUGCUCUCUGUGGACACCACAGGCCGGGUCAGUACCAGAGCAUACUGAGACGGCAGUACCUUACCAGCGAGCUUCGCGGAAAAUAGAGAGAAGAAAAUAUUUGUUAAAGCGCAUGUGACAAGCUGGCACGCAGUAGUUGGGUCAUUUUUUCGGCGGCUCGCUCUGUGGACGGCGCGGCCGCGGCUUUUGUUACAUUGUAGUUUGUACCCCGCUGGAGUAGUCACAAUACACGUAGCCCUAAGUC
Messenger RNA from Amphibalanus amphitrite, 1805 nucleotides. RefSeq names its product alcohol dehydrogenase class-3-like (gene Fdh). Bases 171 to 1304 code for a protein of 377 amino acids. Gene Ontology annotation, biological process: formaldehyde catabolic process. The record is from RefSeq and is a predicted model, not a curated record. Gene Ontology annotation, cellular component: cytosol. Gene Ontology annotation, molecular function: S-(hydroxymethyl)glutathione dehydrogenase [NAD(P)+] activity; zinc ion binding. The transcript is spliced from 10 exons. NCBI's taxonomy places the organism in Eukaryota, Metazoa, Arthropoda, Thecostraca, Balanomorpha, Balanidae.